Molecule: messenger RNA, 1567 nt
Organism: Selaginella moellendorffii
Lineage: Eukaryota; Viridiplantae; Streptophyta; Lycopodiopsida; Selaginellales; Selaginellaceae
Exons: 12
Coding region: 53-1546 (497 amino acids)
Biological process (GO): U4 snRNA 3'-end processing; nuclear polyadenylation-dependent mRNA catabolic process; TRAMP-dependent tRNA surveillance pathway
Cellular component (GO): cytoplasmic exosome (RNase complex); nuclear exosome (RNase complex)
Source: RefSeq, a predicted model, not a curated record
GAAGCAAACGAGAUUGCGCACAGCGUGUACGAGCGCAUCGGAAAUCCGAGCCAUGGCUACUACGCCGCUGGGACGGGCAGCAGCUCCAGCGUGGGUUCGCUAUGACGGCCGCGGUCCUUUUGAUGCCCGGCGACUAAUAAUCUUUCCAUCCAAGACUGGUGUCAUCUACCUGGGGACAUCUGUAAUCCAAGCUUCUGUGAGUGCGAGUGUUGAAUCGGUUCAUCCAUUCUUCAAUGUGCAUACUGAGUUUGAUGAGCCUCCACUCGAUAUUGGGCCUGAAGAGCUGUCAAGAAAGAUUACCUGCUUCUUGAGUGAGUGUGUCUGCGCUAUGCCAGGAAAAAGCUUACGCAUUGCAAUCUGGGUUAGACAUCAGGGCGGGAAUGUGAUUGAUGGUGCCAAUAUUGCUGUUUUGGCGGCCAUACUCUCCUUUCAGAGACGAGAGGCAGAGUUCAUGGUCAAGGUACAGCAGCUACCUAUCACUGUAACGUUUGGCGUUUUUGAUAGCAACGAAUUAGUGGUUCUUGAUCCGUGUUUCCGUGAGGAACCCCUGCUGCGAGGAACUUUAACAUUUACUGUGAGUGACGGGAAAAUCCCUCUAAUGGAGUCUCGAAGAAUCGGCCGUUCGGCUGAUAUCUUAGGACAGUGGGAUGAUAUAUUGCGACGUGUUGCUUUAGCUAAAGCUAAAGCAACACUUGCUUCAUUGAUGGAAUGGGAUGCAAAAGAGCAACCUCAAGUUCUUAAAUCUACUUGGGGUUUCAAGAUCACAAAAACGCUCGAGCUUGCAACCAGCUGCAAGCGCACAAUACAGUAUAUAUCCAUAAAACGGAUAGAUAAAAAAACUCUAGAUUCUCUAAGCUACAUCCAGAGGACUAAAGUUAAAGGAAGUCACAGGCUUGUACAGCUCAUCGUUUCCAUUACAAGCUUUGGAAGAACAUCAGUGUGUUUCAUGUUCCGAAAGCUAUUGGGUGCUUUCGUGGAGCGGGUGUACGCAGGGGAUGCCCUUUCAAGGGCCAGGACACUCGUCGGAGAAAUGAUGAUGGAGUUCACUCCCAAUCCUGAGUUGAUUUUCAGCGAAGUGCCACCACUGUACUUAAGAGGCUUUGAGACCUUGUGGAGGAGCAAACUUCCCGUGGAAAAUAUCUUUACGAGCACUGUGGAUGCACAACAAUGGCUUAAAAGCAAACAACAAAAGCAAGAGCAUCUCUUGGCUAAAACGAAGCGGUCAAAUAGACGUGAUGACAAAGACGAUUUACCGUGGGAGCUGCGCACCGACAAAGUUGUGGUCAUUGGAUGUUACAUCCCUGUUUUGCUCGAGCCCGUCACACCUUUUGAACCAUGCCCGCCUUUUGGAACAGAAGAUGAGGAAGAUGCAAAAGAAGCAGAAUUAGAAAAAUUGCUCUUCCUCCCCAGGCUUCGUGAUAAAAUUUUAAUGGUUAUGUUAAAGCCUGGUUUAAAGCUUUUCCAAGUAUCAUACACUAGGAAGGAAGGUGACGGAUGGAUAUCAUUUCAAAAAGAUAUGCCAAACGGCAACUGGGAAACUUUGUAGUAAAUUUCUAAAUUCUGUUCU